GACAAUGUCGGUGCUACUACUACUGCUGAUGCUGGUUUUGAUGAUGAUGGUAAUGACAAUGAUGAUUACGGUGAUGGUGGAUGUAUCUAAUGACAAAUAAAC
This is a messenger RNA of Enterobius vermicularis (human pinworm), 102 nucleotides long. Lineage: Eukaryota; Metazoa; Nematoda; Chromadorea; Rhabditida; Oxyuridae. The record is from the annotation of a GenBank genome assembly.